Ambispora gerdemannii is the source of this 932-nucleotide messenger RNA. NCBI's taxonomy places the organism in Eukaryota, Fungi, Glomeromycota, Glomeromycetes, Archaeosporales, Ambisporaceae. The record is from the annotation of a GenBank genome assembly.
CUUGGGACGCUCUUGAGUAUCAUGAGGAAUGGCGUGUUUAUAAAUACCCAAUGAACAAGGGGAAGCUUACAACGGCACUUUAUAAACAACUUGACUGGUUCAAAAAUGAGGGCUCAGAAGAAGAAAAGAAAUCUGCAGAAAGGAUGUUGAAUCAAUUUAAGGUGAGGCCACGCUUUUGCGAGUUAUAUGACGGUUGUGGCAGGAAGCAUGGGGGACUACGGUUCCUGCCCAUGUAUGGACUACGGUUCCACCCUGUUGCAAAGCAAACCACUAGACUACGGCUCUUGAGUGGCGAUGGACUACGGUUCCGCCGAAAUCCUUUCAUGAACUUACAGGAGUGUAUUGAUGGAUGUAUUCACGAUUUUUGGAUUAAAGCGAUGGCUGAGAGACAAGCGAGCUUAAAAGAGUUAAAGGUUGAUGCAGAAGUUCGUGGAUUGAAGGCAGAGCAACGUUUAACAAUCGCUACUGUUGCAACAAAACAAGUGGAAGAGUAUGCCCUAUCUACAACUCUUGAUGUUCAUACAGAGCAGAGAAUUGAGAAAAGACCUUUAUACACUGAACCAACAACCGAUGAUGAAGAAUUUGAUGAAGAAUCCAUGUUCUUUGAACCUUCUAAUAUAACAAAAAUCCAAGAGAUAGUCGCGGAAACAAUCGAAAGAACUAUUGAUGAUGGUUGGGAAGUUAAACUAUUGAAGUGGCAACAACAUGCCCUUAAACAAUUAAUUAACGGAGUUCAGUAUCCAUCAGAGCAAAGUAUCUAUAACAUACUUUGUGCUUCAUCAAUCUUUUACUUUCAACAAGAAAGGAGGCCAACAUACACUGGUUUUCUAACGACAAAUGAAAUCGCUGAUAUUCGAUCACAUGUCUUAUCAAAAUUCGAAAUAAUAGAAAUUCCAGAUAGAGUUAAGGAGUAUGUAAAAGAAAACAAGAAG